UAAUGGAAAGGAGGAUAUUUUCAAAGGUGACGUGAGUUAACUGGCUUUGACAGUCACAGUGAGAGAAGUCUGUUGUGCCAGUGUUUUAUUUGAGGCGGGGAGUGCACGGAGCAUACGAGGAAAGCCAUGAGACAGGACAACCUGCUGCCCUAGUUCUCCAGUCCUUACCACGCUGAUGAAGGAGGGUGUGGCAGCAUCGAAAUUUCACUAUGGCCUCCUCACCCUCAGCCGUGCCGUCCACCAUUGCCAGCAUGGCCUCCACCAUGGCCAGUAUGGCAUCAACUCUGAUCAAAUCCAGCAACGAGUCCAUGACUUCUACAGUAAAACCAAUAGCCUCUACCAUUGAAAACAUGGCCUCCACUAUCGUGACCAUGUCAGGGACCAUCGCAUGCAUUCCUUCCGUCGUCUCAGACAUGGCCUCCACAAUCGCCAACAUGUCCGCCACCAUUACAAACCUUGCCGGUACUGACUAUGCAAAGGGUCAGAGCAUUGCUGUGAUAGCUUCCAGUAUCGCUGCCAUGUCCAACACCAUCGCCAGUAUGUUAUCUGGCGCUCCUUCUCCAGUGCCUUCCAGUACCAUCGUGUCCUCUUCAAGUAUAAACGUCUCCACGGCAACCAACACUCCCUUAGCACGCGAAUCCUCCUCAGCUGAGUCACCAAAGCUUCAGUCCAGUGUGCCCUCAACGCUCACCACUGCCACAGCUACCACAUGCUCCCCCACUGCUUCCCCACCAACACCCACCACGUGUAGUAUCAAAUGUACUUGCAGUCCCAAGCCCACAGUCCACAACAUUCCCACUACCAAACCCACACUUCGCGUCACAGCAAUACAUUCCUCCACUUCUACCUCCACUCUUCCCACCUCACCUAGUACAUACACACUGCCACAGUCCAUCUCCGUCCACCUCACACCUUCCUGCUCUGUUGUUACCUCUCUUGCACAAACCAAACACACGGUAAUAUCUACACCUUCUACAGCAAAUAUGCCUUCCUCCACUGUCACCACGAAGUCUUCCCUUACCACGCUGCCUUCAUCCUCCCACUCCACGGGUUCCACGGUCAGCCUCUGGAACGGCGUCAGAACUAUCAAGAUCCUCGACUCUAUUGGACGUACAGUGCUGUAUGAUAUAUUCCUGUGGGGCACACCGAAGAAGUCACUCUCUGAACACCUUGAUCAGUACCUGUCACACCUUCCUGAGGAAUCCACGGCUAACUAUCGUAAGCUCAGUUCCGUCCAGCGUAGAUUCAACAAGACAGAUUUGCAGUACAUGGCUAAUGAUCCCUCCUGUGCUUCCUUUGACAUCUCGCUGCUCUGGAAGUGUAUCAAGCUGGCUUGUGAGGACGUGGCGGAGGCCAGCGAUCCAUGCUGGCACACUGUCAGCCCCCAGGUUUCGUCGGAUGCGAAAAUGGAGUGUUUUGUCAGUGGUAUUAAGAAAUGUCGGAACAAUGUGUAUCAUGGAACGCUUGAGAUGAGCCACAGCGAUUUUCUACAGACUGCAGCAGAACUGAGAUUUAUUUUUUGCGGUGCUCUCUCAGCCGCUAAGCAGAGGUACAACAGACCUGAUGCUGAGUUGACCUCUAAAACCCAAUGGGUGCAAAAUAACUUAGAUAAAAUAGCACAAGAAAUUCUUGGAGAAAACGAUCUGAUAACAUUUUGUGGAGAUCGGCUGAUGCAGGAUCUCGCACACGAGGUGAAUGAUAGCCUGAAGAUCCAGUUUCAAAAUGCUGUCAACAUCGACCCCAUGGCUUUUCUGGUUGGAGUAGAUUUGCGCCUCCAUGUCCAGAAAGUGUUUACAAAUGUUAGGGUGAGGAGCGGAGACCGACAUGGAGAAGGAACAUUAAUAAAUUACUUGGAUCUGGUAACAGUUGCAAAGAAUGACGCCAAAUCUGGCAUGCCUCAGGUGCUCUUGGUGGAGGGAUUGGCUGGCAGCGGCAAGACCACGCUGCUGACAAUGGUGACUGACGAGUGGCUCAAGUUGGAACAAGACCGCUCCUUUAGAGGCCUGGACCAAUAUGACGUGCUUCUGAAGGUGCAGUGCCGGGACCGAGCCAUCACCACCUUCAAGUGCCUUCUUGAAAAGCACGUGUCAAGUGUAUUCCUGAAGUACAGAAGUCUAGUCUUGCCCCUCAUCAAGAAGUGUAACGUGCUAAUCCUCAUUGACGGUCUGGAUGAGGCUAACGAAGACUCGGAGAGACUACUGACUGACAUACUUGAGGAAAUGAAAGGUGUCCCCAGCUGUACCCUGCUGUGCACGUCGCGUCCGGAAAGGACAUCCAUAUUUACCAGUAGGAUACAUUCCAAGUUUUAUAUUUCCUAUAUAGAAUUGCUUGGAAUACCAGAGUCAAGUCGAGAAAAGUUUGUGAGGCGUUACCACGAAGAGAUCAAGCGGCAGGCUCAGGGCGUUCAAGACACAGAGGCUCUCGUGCAAAAGGUGCAGGAGCUACGCGGCAGAGAGCUCUUCAUGUUGCCACUAAAUCUUGUCUUCCUCACCUGGGUUUAUCACCACAAGCCCUCAGCAGUCACCACCACCACUACUCAGAGUCACCUCUACCACAUCGUUCACCAGCUGAGCGUCGAGAAGCUGCUGGAUCGCUUGGCCCACCACCCCAUGACCAAAGCCAGAGAUCGGCGUGACCUGGAAAGCUGCAUCAGAGAAUGUCUUAAGUCCAUUUAUCACGAGUCCAUCUUGGCACUUGCUGAGGAGAAAUUAACACUGAGCAAGAAUGCUGAAGAUAACAUCAGGACGUCCUGCAUCACCCAAGGUAUUCCACCAUCGGAACUCCUGUCAGCUUUCUUCUGUCUCAAGGCCACACGGACUUACCUAGGAAUGCAAGAGCAGUACUCCACUCCUCACCUGGGCAUGCAGGAGUACUACGCGGCACUCCACAUCGUCAGCCACUCGUCCAUGGCAAAGGCAUCAGGGAGCGUGAGAGACGUGCUAAAAGUCACCUUAAAUGCAUUGGAUAUUAAUCUGUCAAUGUUUCAAAACGUGCUUCAACAUGUCGCUGGACUCCUGCAUCUGCUGAACUACAGUGUGCCGGAAGUUGUGUCAGUGGAGGUGGUGGACCUGCUGCAAGAGUCUGGGGUGCGGUGCAGGACGCAGUGGCUGGAUUUGGUGGAGGACACCGGGGCUGCCCCUAUGGUGCUGCGCCGCGUCGCUCACCACUUCAUGAUUAGCAGUGACGGUGACGAGAUCGUGGUGACUGACGGUCGCAUUGGAAGCUACACAGCCCUGCUCCCUCACCUCCCUUCAGAGUGCCCCAUCAGGGUUAACAUCACCAAGGUCUCAGAGGGGCUGGAGGAGCUGCUUCGAAUCCUGACUCGCCACACGUGCAAGUGGUUAUUCCUGCAUCCUUUCUACCGCGACCCGGAGGAGGAAGUGACCUUCAACGACACCCUCAAGCUGCUGCUGCCAAGGAGCAACAUGAAGGUGUUUUUAGGACAACUCAGCCCCGAAGGUGUUGUCUGUCUUCCCGCCAGUUUGGAAAACCUGGCACUUGUGUUCGGCGGGGACGAGCACAGCAAGGCUCUCCUGAGGGCUCUGCGGGAGGCUCACCUGCCCAAUCUGAAGCAUCUUAAGAUACACGUGCCGGUCAAACUUGUGUCGCCGCAGUGCCUGGGGCCCCUCCCGAACAUCGACAACGUGCAGCCCGGGGAGGGAGUUGACCUGAUCAUCUCGGACGUGAGUGACUUCGAUGUUGACAAGGCCAGCCAAGUCAUCACUGGCCUUCAGCCGCCUGCAGGGUUCCGAGCCAUCACCUUCCCCCGCACCACCACCACGGGCUUGGGAUGGCGCCGCCUAGUGAAGCUGCUCGCGUCUGCUGGAGCCAAGAUAGGAGCAGGGAUCGCGGUUCCGGACACCUCUGUGAACGUUGAUCAGAAGAAUGAACUGGAUAAUUUGGCGGAAACAACCGUGGGAUGUGACUUCUGGAGGGUCUCUGAGGAGAUACUUUGGCCGUGAGUAGAUUUCCCUGCGUCACUACCAGAAAGCGCCGCAGAGAGAGAGAGAGAGAGAGAGAGAGAGAGAGAGAGAGAGAGAGAGAGAGAGAGAGAGAGAGAGAGAGAGAGAGAGAGAGACAGUGUGUGUGUGUUUUGUAAAGUCAAGGCUGGUCAAGGAUAAUCCCGUGACUCCUGUAUUGUGACAAGCUCGCUUCCUGUUCUCAGCACCUCCACAGCAGCCAUUAGUGGUGCGGACAGCGAGGAGUGUUCUGUUCAUCGUGACAGUGUGGUGUUGUUAGUUUUAUGUCCUCUAUUUUUACAGGUCAAACUAUGCAAAGGGACAAGAUAAGCCUCCCCUUCAAAAAAAAAAAAAAAAAAAAAAUCCAGCUUAUCUUGUAGCUUCUAAAAAAAAAGUCAAUUAUAGAUGAAAAAAAAGUUCAUUUUAAUACCAGCGGUGUUUUCAUAUCUAUAGAAAAAUGACAUAUAUUUUUUUAUUUAUUUUUAUUAUUUGUUUACUGAUUUCUAACAGGUAAGCUCAUCAAUUCAGUGAGUGAGUUUUGUCAUUAACAGGUGAGGACUUCCAAAGUUUUAUUCACUUCCAUGUUUGCUAAAAGAAAAAUAAUAAGAAUAAAUAUGACAGUCAGCGCUCGAGCUCCUCCUUCCUCAGUUCCUCUCGUAUAAUGUCGGAGAGAAUCUGAAAUGCCUGAAAUAAGAAAUAGUUCAGUUAUUCUCUCUCUCUCUCUCUCUCUCUCUCUCUCUCUCUCUCUCUCUCUCUCUCUCUCUCUCUCUCUCUCUCUCUCUCU
This is a messenger RNA of Scylla paramamosain (green mud crab), 4743 nucleotides long. RefSeq lists its product as uncharacterized. The transcript has 6 exons. Lineage: Eukaryota; Metazoa; Arthropoda; Malacostraca; Decapoda; Portunidae. The coding region runs from base 210 to 3962 and encodes 1250 amino acids. The record is from RefSeq and is a predicted model, not a curated record.